CUUUUGUCUUUCUCUCUCUCUCUCUCUCUCUCUCUCCUUUAGUUUAUGGAUUUCCGUAAAUAUGUCAGAGAGACAAGAGGUGCCAGAGAAGCAGUAGCAACAGCAGAGAGGUGCAGUCAUAAUAAGAGCUCAGAGAAAAAAAUUAAAAGAAAGCAUUGGCAUGCAGCACUGUAUUUCAGAACCAUUAGUUCAUAUUCAUGUACACAAGAUUCUGCAACACAAAUGGUCCCUGAAAUAAAUAUACCUAUUCUACUUCUACUAUUCUUCUUAAACCCUCUAAACUAAUAAACCCUUUUAACACACUCAUACUUCUCUCAACAUUACAAGUUUUGUUUUUCAUCUUCUUUGUUCUUUAUGAUGAAUGGAAGAAAUAGGUACCCUUUUACUCCUUCUCAAUGGCAAGAGCUUGAACAUCAAGCUCUUGUUUACAAAUACAUGGCUUCAGGUAUUUCCAUUCCACCUGAUCUUCUUUUCACCAUCAAAAGAAGCUUCUUAGACUCUCCUCUUUCUUCAAGGAUGUUACCUCACCAAUCUCAGCACUUUGGGUGGAACUAUUUGCCAAUGGGAUUGGGAAGAAAAAUAGACCCAGAGCCAGGGAGGUGUAGAAGAACAGAUGGAAAGAAAUGGAGGUGUUCAAAAGAAGCAUAUCCAGAUUCAAAAUACUGUGAGAGACACAUGCAUAGAGGUAAAAACCGUUCAAGAAAGCCUGUGGAAGUUUUGAAAACAACAACAACAAACAACACAGAUGCUGCUGCUUCAACAAUCUUAUCAAUCACUAAAAAUAGUUUUCUUGAUCCUGUUGAUACUACUUCUUCACUAGUAACACCAACCACUCAUGAAACUACUUCUAAUUACCAUCAUUAUAACCCUCAUCAACACUCUUCUUCUUCUUCUUAUUCUUCUUCUUAUCAUCUUCAACACUCUNUCCUUUACCAUAAUAAUAACCCUCCACCUUCAACUUCAAGGCCUAAUUCUUCUCUUGCUUUCUCAUUUCAAGACAACAACAGUGCUCCCUUGUUUCUUGACUCUUCUUCCUCUCACAGUAACAACAACAACAACAACACUGAUUGCAGGAACAGGUAUGUUUAUGGACUGAAAGAGGAAGUGGAUGAACAUGCUUUCUUCACUGAACCUUCUGGAACUAUGAGAAGUUUAUCAGCUUCUUCUAUGGAUGAUUCAUGGCAACUAACACCACUUACUAUAAGUUCCUCUUCCUCUUCUAAACAGAGGAGUUGCUCUGGUUUAUCCAACGAGAAUGAGUAUUCUUACUUGCAACUUCAAAGCCUAAGUGACAACAACAACAACAACUCAAAACAACCACACCAAGAUCAAAGUUGUUACAUCUCAGGAAGUGAUGGGAAAGAAGAACCUCAGAAGAUUUUUCAUCGCUUCUUUGAUGAAUGGCCACCGAAAAGCAGAAACUCUUGGCUUGAUUUGGAUGAUAAAUCAUCCACCACUCAGCUUUCAAUUUCCAUUCCAACAUCCUCUCAUGAUUUCACAACUUUUAGUUCCACAAAUCAACGAGAUGGUUGAGGUUGGAUUUGAAUAAUGGGUGGGUCCCUUGACUUGUAGUUGAAUGAACCUAAGGCAAAAUAAUAAUGUACUAGUAGUAGUAACACAAUGGUAUUUGGGUUGAUUCGUAAUAUAUAUUGUGUGAGGUUGGUUUUCUGUUUUGGUUUCAAUUGUUCCAUAUGUUGUUUGUACAUGUGUUGUUGAAGUGGAUUUGUGUCUCCAUGGAGGGAUCCAAUGUGUAGUUUGUAUGCUAAGUUAUGUUCUGUUGUUUCUGCCAAACAUAAGAUGGUUUCAGUUUUCAGACUCUACCUGUUAUUUCGCCCUGUCUGUUUAUGUGGUUUGAGCUUAUAUUCAAAGACAAAUUACACACCUAUGUUUUUUGUUUUCA
This is a messenger RNA of Cicer arietinum (chickpea), 1900 nucleotides long. The record is from RefSeq and is a predicted model, not a curated record. Lineage: Eukaryota; Viridiplantae; Streptophyta; Magnoliopsida; Fabales; Fabaceae.